This is a messenger RNA of Trichoplusia ni (cabbage looper), 552 nucleotides long. RefSeq lists its product as uncharacterized. NCBI's taxonomy places the organism in Eukaryota, Metazoa, Arthropoda, Insecta, Lepidoptera, Noctuidae. The transcript is spliced from 4 exons. The coding region runs from base 141 to 464 and encodes 107 amino acids. The record is from RefSeq and is a predicted model, not a curated record.
AGAGACAAUGUAGAGAAAACGUAAUUCUGAGAAAGCUUAAUUCUGUGUUUGGAAGUGAAGAGGUUUCAGUGUCAGCUUCAACUGAUACCUAUGGACUUGAAAGGGACUUUUUGUCUCUUAAUGAAUCGGGAAGUUCUUCAAUGGCUCAAAAAUUUGUGGAAGCAAAACCUUGGCCAAUACUGAAGAAGAAUUAUUUCAACAACAAACCAAAUACCAAGAACAAGGGCGUCUGUAUCUUUCCGUCAUUGGAGCUCCAAAUACGACAAGCGGUCCAGUCUAUAUCGUUACAAACGAGCUCUACAAUUACUCCAAAAAAAAAAUCGGUUGCUCACGAAAAUAAAGCUUUAGUGAAACUGCAAGAUGAAGUGAAAAAGCUAUUGGACAUGCCAAUAUUGCAACCACAACCAGUUUCCACAGGAGGACACGAUGCUAAAGAAUCUUUAAAAAAGAGACCAAAGAUUUAACGACACUAUUAAGAUUUUCAAGCAAGCAUCAAAGAAAGCAGGUCGUUUUAGUCAGGAUUAUACGAAACGGCUCAGAAGUGUUAGCAGA